Messenger RNA from Knipowitschia caucasica, 312 nucleotides. NCBI's taxonomy places the organism in Eukaryota, Metazoa, Chordata, Actinopteri, Gobiiformes, Gobiidae. The record is from the annotation of a GenBank genome assembly.
AUGAGCAGCAUCUUCCCUGCAGCCUCAGAAGUGUCCGCUCUCCUGAAAUUGAGAAACUUUUCCCCGUCUUUCUCUGAUGACAAUCUGCCGAACGCCUCCGGCUCGGGGCUCGCAGGUGUCACAGGCGAUGUCAGAUGCUCGCUAACCCAAAAGCAAACAAACAUUGGUGUCGGCGGGGCCCAGACUUGGCACGAGCGUCCACUGGCUCCGUCCCGAGUCCCCUCCAGCUUCAUCUGCAGCUCUCACAAUAAUUACAGCCUGGAGUCAGGAGCGUCCAACCGAGACCGCAUUUCUUCAGUCUGGGUUUGGUGA